Cotesia congregata is the source of this 960-nucleotide messenger RNA. The record is from the annotation of a GenBank genome assembly. Lineage: Eukaryota; Metazoa; Arthropoda; Insecta; Hymenoptera; Braconidae.
AUGAAUGUGCUGAGAUCAAGUUGUCAAUUUGUAAUUAAAUUACAAAGUGUUAAUGCCGCAAAUACAGGAAAAAGGUACAUUCGUCGGUGGUAUGGUCCUUUUCUUAGAGAAGUAACUCGCCGUAAAGAAAAGGCGGGACCUCAGAAAGAACAACCAAGGUCCGGAUUCCUCGAGUGGAACUUUGAAUCCGAAAUUUACGCCUUCAACCAGCGACUGUCAGAAAAGUUUAAUCUGGAGAUCCUGUCACAGGCUUUCACACACAACUCGUAUAUUCUGCAAGAAGAACGUAAGCAGCGAGAAGUGGGUAUUGAUGACCCGCAGCUGAACCUUUAUGACAACAGGAGUCUUAUUCAAAAUGGGAAAGCUCUGACGGAAAAAACUGUCGAAGCUUACUUGGGUUUUGCCAUGCCCCGUACGCCUACCGAAUGCAUCAGAGCUUUCAAGGAGUAUUUACUAUCUGAAGAAGAAUAUCCUCCUUCAAACGAGACGUUAGCAAACACAUUCUAUGCAUUAGUAGGAGCACUUGCUAAGAGUACCAAUGAAAUACACACAGCUAAAUUCAUCCGUGACUUUUUAAUCACAACACUUGCCGAGAAAGAUCUCAAUGAGAUUUUCUGUCCAGAAAAUCCUCUAGAAAUUCUAAACCAGAUACUCACCAACGAGGGUAAGGAACAUGUGGAACCACGAAUACUUGCCCAGUCUGGAGUUAAUACUCUUAUGCCAGUCUACAGAAUCGGUCUAUAUUCAAACAAACAAUUGAUUUCUUCAGGUACUGAAAGUACGAUCGAAGAUGCAAUCAAAGUAGCGGCUCUUAUUGCCUUGAGCAAAAUGUUUGGCUUCGCAGACUCGAGUUACCCGAUGAAAUUUAACUUGGAAAUCGAUCCUUCAGAGCAUCCAAGAAACCUGCCGAUUCAUGAGUGGUGUACACAAAAUGUUCAGAAGCUCAUGCAGAAAAAUUAG